ACGGCUCCAGCGCCUGCCUCAGCGUCAGCUGCGCGCCGGAAGGGGCCGGCGGCUCCGCCAUGGCGGCGGGCCCGGAGCUGCGGGAGGUUGAAUAUCCUGAUUCACAACUUGGUGUAUUACUGGAGGAUGGGGGAGCUUGCGCGACUGCAGCUUGCAUGAGUUCUCAGCACCUACGUCGUGAGGUGGUCGUGCCGAGCAGAACUGCUGCCCACUGACAGAAAAGUAUUGGAUCUCUUUGUGACAGCGCUUCACAGGAAACUGUAUGGGUACUGUAAACGUUCCUCUCACCAGCCUAUCAUGGGAGAUGUGACAGAGAAAGAGAUGGAUAACCUCACGUUCAAAAGUGACACUGUGCUUUCUGAUGUUCACAUACACUGUCCAAACAAAAGACAUCUCAUGGUGCGGUUGAACGCAGUUGGACAACCAGUAUUCCUGUCGUAUUUCAAACUCCUUUGGAACACAGACGAUUGGGCAUCUGAGAAAUCUGGAAGAGAAGCUACCGUUGAAAGAGAACACCAGUACAGCAGUGGCGAUGAACUGUGUGACAAGGACAGAAAUAAUCUAAAAAAUGAAAGGGAAUCGAAUACUGAAGGACUAGAAGCUCUGCUGGAUGAUGAUGGAGACUUAGAAGUGGUCAGAAGACCUCAAAGCACUUCUGAUUUAGAGGCGGAGGAUCUUUCGAGGGAUAGGGUAUAUCCUGUAAUCCUGAUGAAAGGGAAAGAAGAUGCUUUUGAAGACGAAGAAGAAUGCACUUGCACUGAUGUUGUUAAAAUAGAGCAUACCAUGGCAACCCCCUUAGAAGAUGUUGGAAAACAAGUCUGGCGUGCAGCUUUUCUUCUUGCUGACUACGUUCUGUUUAAACGGGACGUGUUCAGGUGUUGCACAGUACUAGAGCUUGGCGGUGGCACUGGAAUUACAAGCAUUAUCAUGGGAACAGUUGCCAACAGAGUUUAUUGCACAGACGUUGGUGAUGAUCUUCUGGCCAUGUGUGAACAAAAUGUUGCAUUAAACAAGCAUUUGAUGGAGCCAGGAGGAGGAGAAAUUAAAGUAAAGGAACUUGACUGGCUGAAAGAUGAAUUCUGCACUGAUCCUGAAGCUCUUUUUAGCUGGUCUGAAGAAGAGAUUGCUGAUUUGCAUGACCACUGCACUGUGAUAAUGGCAGCUGAUGUGUUCUAUGAUGAUGACCUGACAGAUGCUUUGUUCAGAACGCUGUAUAGAAUCACACACAACUUGAAAAAUUCUUGCACAGUUUUCCUAGCAAUAGAAAAGAGACUGAACUUCACUUUAAGACAUAUGGAUAUUACGUGUGAAGCGUACAGCCACUUUAGAAAUACUCUAAAUGAUCUGGAGAAUCUCCAGGAUGGAAAAAUGAAAUACAACGUGGAGCCCAUUAAGCCUGAUUUCUGCCAGUUUCUCAGUUAUGAACGGAUCGAGCAGUUGGAAUUGUGGAAGAUUAUUGCUGAUCAGCUAACGUGACAGGGACAUGAGAAAAUAGAAGAUAUUUAUCUAAGGAUAAGGACUUUUUUUUGGAUGUUUAUUUAAAAAAUCCUGGUGGAACUGAGUUCUCAGAAAGUAAUUCCACGCAGAUUUGCCUUACCUCAGUAAGUUUUUGUUUGGGCGGUUAGGACAUGGUUUCUUUGCUUGUGGUAUGAAGUUGGUUAAUGUUGAUCUUCUGAGUACGUGCUGGAUGAGAAGCUGGCUGUGACACACUACUGUAUGCUCUCCAGGACUGAUGGCCUAGGUUUUAGAUUCUGACAAAGAGGUAUUUAACCUUUUUUUGUGUGGCUGAUUUGCAGAUGUCAUUCAUAUUCCCUUUGGGUUUUCUGAACUUGGACACUGUUCUGUCUUAUCCUGAGUUCCACAUGAUGUGUAUUUAUGGACACUUGUGAAACAGUCUUCUGUCAUGAACUUUUCUUUAAACAGUCUGCUUCUUUGGUUUUGGUUUGUAUAAAUCAGUCUAGUUUAGGGCAACUGUCUCAACUGAGACAAGAUGCAUUUAGUCUGAGCCUCUAAAAAUGUUCCACAUACGUCUUGGAGCCAUAUUGUCCUUCUGGCAUUUUAAGCUAUUCUGUGCUCGCCAGGUUGAGGAUGGGAAGGUGCCGUGUGACGUGACCUCCCCCUCUUUAAAAGCCAGAAUUCUGAAUGUAUACAUGUGAGACAGGGGAGAAGGAGGUGACCUGCAAUCUCUUGCCCGUGAGGGGCUGUCAGUGCCUUAGCUUUUGGAUUAAAGUACAACAUACUUAUCAGAUCUCUCCUGUGUUAUUAAUGAAACCAAAGUUCACGGUAUUUGUACGUACUAUAAAUGUUACGUGUACUAUCAUGUUUGUAUCACUUGCCAUAUGUACACUGUCACUUAAAUUCUUGUGCCUCCUGGAUUCUUUAGCAUUACUGUCCCAGCCUGUGACUCGUGGGAGUGCGCAUACGUUACGUUAGAAGCAUCUGGUUGUCUUCUUGGAAGUCUGUUCUACAUUUGGUUUGGUUUGGUUGUUUUAGGUCAAAUAUUUCAUAACCUUAAUGCUCAGUUACGUGAGGACAUUUUUUCUAUUUUUCAUGUUGAUUAAUGAGGUGAAAGGUCAUUAGAUGAAGAUGGCCUUUUCCUUUGAGUAUAGCCAAUCAAAGUAAAAAAUACGUUGAAUUGGCAUAUAGCUGCCUAAAAACUCAGAACCCUCAUUUAAAGCUGAAUCAUAAACAAACAAAACCCUAUAUUUUAAUCCAAAGAUUCCAAAACCAGAGUUCUUGGUUUUGGUAUGCAGUGGUUUUGGCAACAUGCCACCUCUGCUGUCCUGAAUGACCACCUUAACAGGUAGAACCUAAGCCAGAGACUGAAUGAACUCUGGGGGCAUUUUAUGGACGUUUCACAAGGGUGGUUCAUAGGCUAAGGGAAUGAUGUAUGGGUAGAAGUUGGAGGGCGGUGAUCAAUGAGCAUAUACUGGAUAAGGUGGGACCUGAGCAUAAUGUAAAUGGUGUGGAAUGCGGGUGGAUGUUGUACUGGUUUUGUCUGGGGUAGAUUUAAUUUUCUUCAUAGCCUGUGCUCUGUUUUGGAUUUGUGAAGAGAACAGUACUGAUAAUACACUGACGUUUAGAUGUUGCUGUGCAGUGGUUACACAGCAUCAAGGUCGGCUGUUUCUCAUGCUGCCCUUCUGGUGAGUAGGAAGGGAAGGGGACGCAGCCAGGACUGCUGACCGCAGCGAACCAAAGCCAUGUUCCAUACCGUGUGGUGUUGUGCUCAGUGAUAAACGCUGGGGGAAAGCAGGAGGUGGGAGGGACAUUUGGGGUUAAUGUUUGUCUUCCCAAGUUGCUGUUACACGUGGUGAAUCCCAGCUGUCCUGGAAAUGGUUGAACGCCAGUGGGAAGCAGUGAAUGAUUCCUUCUUCUACUUUGCUUGUGCCUGCAGCUUUUGCUUUACCUGUUAAAUGGCAUUUAUGUCAAACCAUGGAUUUUUUCAUGUUAACAUUUCCACUUCUGUCCCCCAACCACCGGGGAGAGUGAGAGAGCAGCUGUGUGGUGCUGAGCUGCCUACUGGGGCUAAACCAGAGAAGUUUGUUUUGCAAUGUUGUUAACUGUGACAAAUUAACAGAAGAAAACUGUUUCUGAAUGUAGCUGCUCAUUUAACCAGUGAUUUUCUGAAGGUUACAGCAAGAGAUGAAUGUGAACUGAUGUGAAAUAGUGUGUGUAGUUAAAGAAGAGUUUUACUUGCACAGGAACUCAUCCAGGUAGGGGGGUACUCUAAAUCUGUUCAACAUAGACAUCACUUUAUCACAAGUGGCUUAAAUUAGCAUCUAAAAAAAACAUAUAUAUAUACCUGUGUCUUUGUUUGAGUAAAUAUGAACAUCACUGCUGCCUGGGAAGCAAGCUGAAAUAGAAUUUCCUCCUAAAGACAUAAAGCUAAUCUCCCUGUUGAAGGGAAACAACUUCCUUGGGGGUUCAGUGACUGAGGUCUACUGGUCAGCUUGCAAAUUUGGAUCCACUUAUCACUGGUGAUAAGGAAUAGUCCGAAACAGGCAGAAAUUCUAAGAACACAAGAAUUGCAGAGAGUCUUAGAAUGCCUUGGCCUUGCAAUGUAAAUGAGAAGUAUAGACUGACCUGCCAGAGAACUGGCUGCUGCUACUUAAGGAUACUUAGUAAGGACCUUUUCAAUUUUGUUCUUAAUCGCGCUUUAAAUAGGUCGGACAUGGUCGUAUUUUUUUAGAACUCAUCACAUAAAUUUACACCGUGUUUGUUAGGAUGAUUAAAAGUGGAAAAUUGCUUAGUGUUAAGCAUACAGAUCAUGACUGGAAAUCAAGUUAGUGCCCAAAAUAAUAAUACUUCUGGCACGUUACCUGUAUGGAUAUGAUCAAGAAGGUGGUUGUUUGUUUGUUUGUUUGUUUUUUCUAAUAAAGCAUGAUUUUAAAAAAUGG
Messenger RNA from Oxyura jamaicensis (ruddy duck), 4397 nucleotides. RefSeq names its product methyltransferase like 22 (gene METTL22). Gene Ontology annotation, biological process: protein methylation. Lineage: Eukaryota; Metazoa; Chordata; Aves; Anseriformes; Anatidae. The transcript is spliced from 11 exons. Gene Ontology annotation, cellular component: nucleus. The coding region runs from base 298 to 1476 and encodes 392 amino acids. The record is from RefSeq and is a predicted model, not a curated record. Gene Ontology annotation, molecular function: protein methyltransferase activity.